Messenger RNA from Pongo pygmaeus (Bornean orangutan), 630 nucleotides. RefSeq lists its product as uncharacterized. The record is from RefSeq and is a predicted model, not a curated record. Lineage: Eukaryota; Metazoa; Chordata; Mammalia; Primates; Hominidae.
AUGCGUGGGGCAGCUGCCCCGGGGCUGCGGGGACACACGACAGAGAAGAGACAAUGGCUGCAGGCCCAGUGCCGACCAGCAGGGGGCACACGACAGAGAAGAGGCAAUGGCUGCAGGCCCAGUGCUGACCAGCAGGGGGCACACGACAGAGAAGAGGCAAUGGCUGCAGCCCCAGUGCUGACCAGCAGGGGGCACACGACAGAGAAGAGGCAAUGGCUGCAGCCCCAGUGCUGACCAGCAGGGGGCACACGACAGAGAAGAGGCAAUGGCUGCAGGCCCAGUUGCUGACCAGCAGGGGGCACACGACAGAGAAGAGGCAAUGGCUGCAGCCCCAGUGCUGACCAGCAGGGGGCACACGACAGAGAAGAGGCAAUGGCUGCAGCCCCAGUGCUGACCAGCAGGGGGCACACGAUAAAGAAGAGAGAAGAGGCAAUGGCUGCAGCCCCAGUGCCGACCAGCAGGGGGCACACGCAGAGAAGAGGAAGUGCUGCAGCCCCAGUGCCGACCAGCAGGGGGCACAAGCAGAGAAGAGGAAGUGGCUGCAGCCCCAGGGCUGACCAGCAGGGGGCACACGAUAGAGAAGAGGAAGCCACAGCAGCCCCAGUGCCGACCAGCAGGGGGCACACGUAG